Messenger RNA from Chlamydomonas reinhardtii, 952 nucleotides. RefSeq lists its product as uncharacterized. The record is from RefSeq and is a predicted model, not a curated record. The transcript has 5 exons. Lineage: Eukaryota; Viridiplantae; Chlorophyta; Chlorophyceae; Chlamydomonadales; Chlamydomonadaceae. Bases 123 to 389 code for a protein of 88 amino acids.
GAGUGGUAUCAACCUCAACACGCCUUCACAUUUAUCCAUACUGUGACAUUAUGCUCUGCCAGACCCGCGCUUCUGUGCUCUCUCGCCCCAUUGCUGCUCGCCGCAACCUGUGCGUCCGCACCAUGGCCUCCAAGGAUAACUUCACGGCAGAGACUAAGAUCAAGAUCCGUCUUGACGCCAGCGCCAACGGCUGCAGCGGCAUGUUCUGGCGCUCCAAGCCCGACAUGAACGCCAGCGUGUCGGCGCCCGACUGGCCGCGCAACGGCGCCGUGUUCCUGGGCUGGAAGAGCCAGGAGCACCCCGGCUGGGUCAAGGUGGACCACGAGAAGGGCUACUGGAUGCCCAUCGAGCAGCACGGCAAGCCGGUCUGCCACUUCGACGCCAAGUAAACGGGAGUGGAGCAGGACGUAAUGAGGCGCGGGCAUGGCUCGGUGUGACUAGACCUGGUGUGGUGUGAGCAACGCACGGUGCUAGGUGCAGGGCGCGCAUAGUGUUUUGGGGCGGGUCGAGUGUGUAUGUGUGUAAAACGAUACCGGCACAGCUGAGCACGCAACUUCGUCGGCUGCGCUGUGUGUAGUCCAGGAGGACAGAACGCGCCUGGCGGGCCAGGCACGCCAAUGAUGACACUACUAGGCAUGGGGUUGCGUUGAUGCUGUAAUUAAUCAUGCGGCGGGUUUGGGCCGGAAUCGGGCCUUGAUGUUGCCUGGGUAUUCCGGUCACGAUCUUUCCGGACGCAUGAUGGCACUUGAGAGAGCAUUGCUGACCGCUUGUUGAUGGCCGUUCAAGGGCUACCCCGCCGGCCCGGGCGCCCGGUUUCCACAAGGCAGGAAGGCGCACAACGAACUUGUGCACCUCGUACGCACCACGAAGAUGUGCACCGCCUUGUAACCACACCCGCUUGCAGCGGCGGUGGGUGGUGAGGCGGCAAGGUCAAUCGGGGAAAGCGGCUGAU